AUGAAAACCGUCGACGACACCGCCCGCGAAACCGCCCAAGAAAUGGGGUAUAAAGAGCCCGCGUCUACGACCGACAGCUCGAACGGGAACUCGAUGAUGACCCCCCAGAACUCACUUAAUGAUAUGGCGCAAUCGGGUGUCAAGGAGAUGAAAAAUAUGUUCGAUGGGGUGGCGUCGGCACCGGCCCCGGGGGAUUUCUUGAAUAGUACGUGGGAACAUGUAAGGUCGUUGAUGGGUGGGGGUGGUGGUGAGGAGAAUAAUGGGAACGGGGAGGAUGGUGUCGUUGAGCCGGCGGAUGCAGAUGAGAUUCGGUGUAUUGAGAAUUUGGAGAAAGAAAAGAUUAUUCAGUUCUUGCAAGAGAGGCAUAUGAGUAUGAAUAAUAUGGGGAGGGGGAAGAAGGUAUGA
Molecule: messenger RNA, 405 nt
Organism: Aspergillus luchuensis
Lineage: Eukaryota; Fungi; Ascomycota; Eurotiomycetes; Eurotiales; Aspergillaceae
Exons: 2
Coding region: 1-405 (134 amino acids)
Source: RefSeq, a predicted model, not a curated record